ACUCAUUCAGUGUGGAGGUGCUGAAGAUUGCUUCGUGCGGUGAUCUAGUCUUUCAGUGAUUUCAUCUUUCAUUACACUUUUCUUUUCCGUUGCCAUUUGCUUAUUUUCUUGAGAGAUGAGUAAGAGGUUUACAGUCACCUCGAUCCGUGGAGAAGACGAAGUGACAUGGGCUCAAAGCAACAUCGUAGAGACAAGGAAAGGAGGCAGUGUUUUGAAUGGGAAUGAAGCACCAGACAGAGCAGAGUGCGGAGAGCAUCAUCUUCUGCCUAUACUGGAAGUUCCAAAGCCAGGAGAUGGAAACCCCAAGGAGAGCAGUCCCUUCAUUAAUAGCACAGAGGUUGAGAAAGGAAAAGAGUACGAUGGAAAAAACAUGGCUCUUUUUGAGGAGGAAAUGGACACCAGUCCAAUGGUAUCGUCCCUUCUCAGUGGACUAGCCAAUUACACCAAUCUUCCCCAGGGUGUCAAAGAACAUGAAGAGGCUGAAAACAAUGAAGGAACCAGAAAAAAGCAAGUCAAGGUAUUUAGAUAA
Molecule: messenger RNA, 529 nt
Organism: Chiloscyllium plagiosum (whitespotted bambooshark)
Lineage: Eukaryota; Metazoa; Chordata; Chondrichthyes; Orectolobiformes; Hemiscylliidae
Source: RefSeq, a predicted model, not a curated record